This is a messenger RNA of Scophthalmus maximus (turbot), 4130 nucleotides long. It is a transcript of the gene mtf2, whose product is annotated as metal response element binding transcription factor 2. Gene Ontology annotation, biological process: regulation of DNA-templated transcription; chromatin organization. The coding region runs from base 234 to 2096 and encodes 620 amino acids. The transcript is spliced from 15 exons. The record is from RefSeq and is a predicted model, not a curated record. Gene Ontology annotation, cellular component: nucleus. Lineage: Eukaryota; Metazoa; Chordata; Actinopteri; Pleuronectiformes; Scophthalmidae. Gene Ontology annotation, molecular function: DNA binding; chromatin binding.
AAGCCGCAGCGCUUCCCACAAUGCACUCCCCGACCAUCAGCGGGAAACCAAAAUGGCGAACGUGCUGGGAGAAAAUGAGCCGUUUGUUAUCUUCUGAGCAGGACACGAGCCCCGCAAGUUUUCGCGACACACUCCUGAGACACGUUUAACCACAGAGGGAGCGGGAAAACGGCGACCACUCCAUUUGACUUUGUUUUGUCUCACGAGUUGUUGGUUUUAGCGGAGGGGACCGAAUGAGAGACUCAGGGGUUGUGGACCACCCGUCUCUCCAUCACAGAGCUCACCCCCAGCGGCAGCAGCAGGCUGUGUCCUUGUCCCCCACACGCCUGUCUGCUCGGGGAGAGUAUGGAGAAGACGACAUGUCUGUCAGGUUUUCAGAGGGACAGGACGUCUUGGCCCGGUGGUCAGAUGGCUUGUUCUACUUGGGGACAAUCACAAAAAUAGACCGGGACAAGCAGCGGUGCUUCGUUGUUUUUGAGGAUCGGUCGAAGUCUUGGGUUCUUUGGACGGAUAUUCAAACAGGGGAUGAAGAUGAUGACGAUGAUGAGGUUGAUGACAUCGUCUGCUCCAUAUGCCAGGAUGAAACUUCAGAUGAACCCAACGAGAUUGUCAUUUGUGAUAAGUGUGGACAAGGUUACCAUCAGCUAUGCCACUCCCCCAUUAUUGACGCCUCUGUCAUUGACUCGGAUGACAAGUGGCUCUGCUCAGAGUGUGAGGUCACUUCUAUCCCUCAGAGGGGGGGUGCACACAGGAGGGAUGUUUUUGCUAAAGGCUUCCUGCAGCAAGAGCCGCAGCAGCACAUGGAGCUGCACCUCUCAUUUCCUUACACCCUGGAAGAACUGGUGUGGGACCAGGGCCAUAAGACUAACAUCCAGCAGUGUUACUGCUACUGUGCCAGCCAAGGAGACUGGUACCUGAAGAUGUUGCAGUGUAACAGAUGUCAGCAGUGGUUCCACGAGGCCUGUCUCCAUUGCUUACAGAUGCCCAUGCUCUACGGAGAUAGGUUUUAUCUGUUUAUUUGUUCUGUUUGCAAUGCUGGACCAGAGUACCUCAGCCGACUGCCUCUCAGAUGGGAGGAUGUCACACACUUGAGUCUGUACAACUUGAGUGUGAUCCACAAGAAGAAGUACUUUGACUCAGAGAGGGACCUCAUGGCUUACAUCAACGACAACUGGGAGCUGCUGCAGCUCGGAGAGCUCACCAGUACUCCGAAAUCAGAGCGAUUUGAAAGUGUUCUGGAGGCGUUAAAAAAUAACAGCAGCAUGUUCAUGUCUGGGAAGGAGGUGAAGAAAAAGAAACACUUAUUUGGCCUGAGGAUUCGUUUCCCUCCUGCUCCCCCCAACUCUGAUGAGUCGACCAGCAGAGUGAUGGAGAGUGCUUCACACGAAAUCUCCAUUAAAGGAUGCAAGUCCACCAAAAUCAUGUCUGGCAUGAGAACUUGCAGUACUUUAACCAACGGCACAGACAAGAAGAAAAAGAAAAAGAGGAAGCAAGGCGUACGUUCUCUGGAGAGACUAGCUACACCACGGCACUCCAGUGAACUCUUGCCCCAGCAACUAAGAAAGCCUCUGCCACUAGAGCCACAUGCACUGGUUCACUUCACUUCUAUCAACACCAGGAGUGACAGGUCUGUGCUGUCUUCAAGAACUUCAGACGUGGAAUCCAUAGGAGCCCUGAGCACCUCAGAAACUACCUCAACUAGCAUUUCAAGACAGUCCAGCCUCUGUAGCUCCAGCAAGAUGCGCACGACAGCCUGCGUCAUGCCAGUUUCCCCUCCACCCUUAAAAAGGAAACGCGGAAGACCACGACGGGCACUGCAGCCCCCUAACCCGGAGAUCCCCUCACCCAGCCAUGCAGACCCAAACCCCUCGGCGUCAGAGAUGCUGAGCAGCCUCCCGGGGCUUCACUCAACGGACAUAGUUCACGGCAUGGACCCAAAUAGCCAGCUCUCCCACCUCAAAAGCUCCAUCAGCAGCUAUUUUGGUGCGGCAGGGCGGCUGGCUUGCGGUGAAAAGUACAAGGUCCUGGCCCGACGGGUCACCCUCGACGGCAAGGUGCAGUACCUGGUGGAGUGGGAAGGAGUCACUGCCUCCUAGGCUUCGCACCGUCAUCGUCACUUGUAAGGCUUAACCAGCACCUCUUAAGAGGUUUAUGGCUGAGGUGAGGAGGCUUCCACACCCUGUAUUCUGAGCAUUAAUUGAUAUAUGCCUUUGUUUAGUUUAGACAGGAGCAGGUUUAGCCUGUUAUGCUCACUGUAAAGCCUACUGGUUCUGUGCAGUACAAGUUGAUUAUAGCACAUUUAAACUUAUGUUUGUUGAUUACAGAUUGAAGGCGAGACAUUGUCAUUUUACCGCACCAUAUUUGUGUUAAUCUGCUUUUAACUUUCUUUAUCUGCUUUGGAUGUUUACAGAACCCCCCCCCCACACACACACACACACUGAUCAGUGCACUGCACCUGUAGGCUUUCAGUGAACCGUUAUUAUGCUCGAUUUUUGAUCCAGUGAUAUGCUUUUUAUUUCCUGACCCAUUCUGUAUGAAACUGUACAAAACGAACAAAAUGUAGUUGGCCAGGCAUUCAAAUAGUGAAUCCUGGUGGAUGAGAGAAAGGGGAAGUUUUGUUCCUACAUAUUAGUUUGACAAAUUGCAAAAGUGCAGUGAGGAAUUAAAUGUUUGUUUAACAUUAAUUUUCUUAAGUGUCCCCUCCUUCUCUAGUCCCAGCUGCAAGUACCUCUUGUUGCCUUGGACAUGUAUCUCCUUCAGUUCUGUUUGGAAAGUGUGCUUUUGUGAGUAGAGCAAGAGGAAAUCAUAACAAAAGUGACGUGCUGCUGCAAAUGUUUUAUUUUAUAUAGAAUUAUACAACAAUUAUUAUAACCUUUUUCUACUUAUAUGUUCUCAUAUGCCUUUUUCUGUUCAGGGGGGCUGAUUUUUUUUUUUUUUACUAAUGGAUUGCACAAAUCAAAUGAUAUCUGAUAGGACAUCAUCUCAGUUUGAAGGUUUUUUUCAGCCCCUACAAGGCAGCAUUUAGCAUGUAGGUCGUAUCUCCCAGCAGUUUAAGUAUGAGAAUCUUACAAAAUAACAUUCCCCAAAAUGAAAUCCUCUUUUCAGUUUAUAAAGGUUCAGAAUCCCAAUCCAAUUAGAUACAUGGUAAACUGUGCAUUCUGGAAAAAAAGUUGUUUUCAUAGUUGAUAUGUUAAGAAGCUUCAACCUUUGUCUAAAUGAAUAUCCUUUUAACGUAUUCUGAUUUGAAAUUAUAAAAUGACAGUUACCUUUUGAAAUCUUUGAGGACCUAUUUAGUUUUUAAUUUGUCUUAUAGUUAUUCAAAAAUAAAGUGCUGCGUAAGAAUAUUAUUAUAUACCCAGUUUAGAUUUUGUCUGUGUUUUUUUUUUUGUGCUGCCUAUGCAAGUUAGUCCUGGAAAGAUGUAUUGUUUCAUACGACUCGACAGGAACUUCGGCAUAACAAUUUUGAUCAUUUGACUCAGGCGUUUCAAUUUUGUCAUGUGACCAGUGCAACAAAAAAUUUACUUAAAAAUGCACUUGGAUUUUUUCAGUCAAGUUCACCUUGUAAUCUACACACUCAGGAUAUGCCCCAAAAACUUCACUGUAUUUGCGUAGGCCAGCAUUUGCAGCUCGACAGGAGGUUUUGAUAUGUUGUUUACUCAGUGUUUUGGGUCAGUAUUUUUUAUAUUGGGUCCUCCGUUUGUCACAUUGCUUUGGGCCAUUGUGUAUUAAUAAGUCGUAGUGCAUAUUUACUGCUACACUUGCUUGUUUAAACUGAGUCAGAAAACUUUCACUGGAAAACUAAUAUGCUGUAUGCCACUGUAAGAGGUAAAUAUUCAGUUGGUGUGACUCUCCUUCGCUGGAGGUGUUGUGGUCAAAAUGGACAGACCUGUUGGACAUUGAUACCUCGUCGUCGCGCGGAUGUAGUCUGCACAUUCAAAGCUUCUCUCCUCUGUCCGGUCAGUGUCUCAGCCCCCAUCACGCUGCCACUGACUUUCAGCAGCCAAAGAACAAACCGUCUUCUUUGUCUCUUGAGAUUCUUCUUAUUACAUUUUGACAUACCGUUAUAUUAGGUUGACGUGUUAUUUUCAAACCUGUUUUGUUAAGUGAUAAAUAAAAGCAGAUAUUUUUAA